CGAAUAUUCGCAAAAGUGUGCGUGGAGUAAGAGGGAAAAUCUGUGCACAUGAUGUACAGGAUAAUGGUACGCAACUAUAGUCUUUCGGUCUCUGACAUAACGAAUACCAGUGAAAUUUAUGCGCAAUAUAAUUUUAUGUACUAGGUAUUAUAUACCUUAUAUAGGUAGUCAGGUGUUGCAAAUCGUUACGUCUACAUUGAUAAGUUUCGUCAGUAUACAUUGGGGUUUUGUUAGGGAGGGUCGUGAAAAUGACCGGAGUGGAUGAAAUUCUAAAUUACCAAAGAAGCCUCGAUGAUGAUUUCUAUGGAUUGCUCGGAUGUGAUGAAAAUUCAUCAAUUGAACAAAUAACUGCUGAAUAUAAGGUGUUGGCUUUGCAAUACCAUCCUGACAAGAAUGAUGGUGACAAAGAGGCAGAGAUAAAGUUUCAAAAACUAAAAGAAGCCAAAGAAACACUUUGUGAUCCAUCUAAGCGUGCUCUGUAUGACAAAUGGAGGCAGAGUGGCAUUUCAAUGGGCUAUAAGCAAUGGCUUGGUAUGAAGGACCACAUUCAGCAGUCCAUGCAUUGGUCCAAGCCCAAUACAAAGGACCGCAUGCUGGAGGAUGAAUCAGGACGCUCUUCUGGCCCUUCCAGCUUGGGACCCAGCAAUGCAGCGGCUCGUCGGGCUUCUGAGGGUGGCGCUGCUCUCUGGGGACGUUGGGGUGGUGGCAAUCAAGAGCCUCCAUCCGAAGUCAUCUCAAAGUUCCGUAACUAUGAGAUUUAAAUCUCUGGUUAUGGCAUUUACUCCUGUUUUACUUUAAUUUAUUAGAUAUGUUUAUUAUUUUUUUAAAUAUCAAGAGGUUAUUGUGUCCAGGUCUCUUGACUUUAUGUUGCAUUGUUGUUUUUUUAUAUAUAUUUUUUGACCCUAUGAGAGUUUUGGAAUUCUUGCCUUUUUAAAUAAAUAAAAAUUAUUUAGCAUAGAUUUUAGAAUAAAUUAGCCUUUAUGGGCACAAUAUUCAUCAAGUCAGCUCAUGGAACAGGUUUGCUCGAAUGUUACUCGGUAUCUUAAUGUUCGAUGUUUAAUGUUCAAAAAUUUUCAGUGUACAUCGGUGUUAGUAACCUCUCAUUAGUGAGGUAAUCUUAGUGUUAAACACUUCUGUAGUCUGUCCUUAGCUUUAAGCUAUGCACAUUCCUAAAACUUAUGAGUCUGAUUAUAACAUUUCUGCUGUAAUAUGAUGUGUAAAGUUUCUAAGAAUCUCUAUUAUAUUUUGAAGAGUUAUAUUUUCGAUCCUCUUAAGGAAUAUAUUUAUUUUACUAUAUGUAAGUAUUACAUUACCCACUGUUUGGAUGACGGAGAAUAUACUGGAAAUGUGACUUAAGUGGUAACAGGGUAUUGUUGACAGAAAGGAAAGGUUUUGUUUCCAUAUUAUUUGUGACCUUAACAAAUGUACAACUAACAUAUUAUGGUCAUUGAUUAUUUAUUCUACAUGAACAACUAUUGAUGUUUCCCUGAUUGUUAGAUAUAGUUAAAGAUUGAUAUGUGUUAGAUGUUUUUAUCAGUAUUUACUCUUUAUUGAAUGUUUCUUAAAUAUUUUAAAAUUUUAUUCAUAGAUAAGUAGAUUUUAAAAUCAAAUGUUUUAUCUGAAUGUCUAUAGGAAUCUCUUUAAAGAAUAUUGUAAUAAUUUUUAUUUUUGAUGUAAUAUCUAAAUGGAACAAUAAAUUUUACCAAAAUGAA
Molecule: messenger RNA, 1712 nt
Organism: Nymphalis io (European peacock)
Lineage: Eukaryota; Metazoa; Arthropoda; Insecta; Lepidoptera; Nymphalidae
Gene: jdp
Product: J domain-containing protein
Exons: 3
Coding region: 249-761 (170 amino acids)
Cellular component (GO): cytoplasm
Source: RefSeq, a predicted model, not a curated record